This is a messenger RNA of Alosa alosa (allis shad), 959 nucleotides long. It is a transcript of the gene crybb1, whose product is annotated as crystallin, beta B1. The coding region runs from base 62 to 760 and encodes 232 amino acids. The record is from RefSeq and is a predicted model, not a curated record. Lineage: Eukaryota; Metazoa; Chordata; Actinopteri; Clupeiformes; Clupeidae. Gene Ontology annotation, molecular function: structural constituent of eye lens. Gene Ontology annotation, biological process: lens development in camera-type eye; visual perception. The transcript is spliced from 6 exons.
AGCCAGCCAGCCCCACAGGCACUGCAAGCUGUACUCAUAACAGACUCUCUGAACCUAAAUCAUGUCUCAGACCGCCAAGUCCACUUCCAACCAGGGCACUGACGCCAAGGACAAGGGAGCUCCCGCCCCCGCCGCCAGCAGCAAGGCCACCAAGACCGGAGAGCCCGGAAUGAUGGGCAACUUCAGAAUCAUGCUCUUCGAGCAGGAGAACUUCCAGGGCAGGAUGAUCGAGGUUCAGAACGAGUGUGUGAACGUGUGUGACCAAGGAAUGGACAGAGUGCGCAGUAUCAUUGUGGAGUGCGGCCCCUUCGUGGCCUUCGAGCAGUCUAACUUCCGUGGGGAGAUGUUCAUCCUGGAGAAGGGCGAGUAUCCUCGCUGGGAUACCUGGUCCAACAGCUACCGCAGUGACUGUCUCAUGUCCCUUAGACCUAUCCGCAUGGACAACAUGGAGCACAAGAUCUGCCUGUUCGAGCUGUCCGACUUCAAGGGCAACAAGAUGGAGAUCCAGGAGGAUGACGUGCCAACCCUGUGGGCCCAUGGCUUCUGCGACAGAGUGGGCAGCGUGAGAGUGCCCGGUGGAGCUUGGGUGGGCUACCAGUACCCUGGAUACAGAGGCUACCAGUACCUGUUCGAGUGCGGCGAGUACAGACACUACAACGAGUUUUGCGCCUUCCAACCUCAGAUCCAGUCCAUGCGUCGCGUGAGGGAUAUGCAGUUCCACCAGCGCGGAUGCUUCAACCUCACCUCUGCCAAACAGUGAGCCAGCCCUGCCGCAAACCGGUGGCCUAGCAACCAGCCUUCCCACGGGCGCUUUUUAUCCCCCCAUCCAGAUCUCUUCCCUCCACCCCAAAUCUCUCUCAUUUCCCCAUUCCCACAGAAUAGCAUGACAUCAUUGUAAACGGACAUCUGACGUGACUUUUUAUGAUGCCAAAAAAUAAACAUGUUUUGAAAAACCCAAA